This is a messenger RNA of Psilocybe cubensis, 369 nucleotides long. RefSeq lists its product as uncharacterized. The record is from RefSeq and is a predicted model, not a curated record. Lineage: Eukaryota; Fungi; Basidiomycota; Agaricomycetes; Agaricales; Agrocybaceae. The transcript has 2 exons. The coding region runs from base 1 to 369 and encodes 122 amino acids.
AUGUUUGCGCCGACCACCCCAACAUGGUCCGUGAAUGAUCUACUUUCGUCUUAUCCUUCUCCCAGGCUUUCCUCGACAACUAUUACUCGGCUUUACGACUUGUCUGCGCUUAUACCACCCCAAGAAGGCACGCCACAAUUCGAGGCAGUUAAAUCAGAUUUGGAGGAAAUGGUCAGACUUGUGGAAGCAGUGAGAUUGGUUGACACAUCUUCUGUAUCUGUAUCUGGACGUGGAGAGAAGGAAGACGCAGAUAGAAAUAUCGCCCCAAUUGAUCCAUCGCAACUGGGUGAAGUUGGUCAACAGUUGUUAAAGCACGCUUCCCAGACUAAGGACCAGUUCUACGUCGUGGACUCGGAGAGGGCAAGAUAA